Drosophila santomea is the source of this 495-nucleotide messenger RNA. RefSeq names its product heterogeneous nuclear ribonucleoprotein A1-like. The record is from RefSeq and is a predicted model, not a curated record. The transcript has a single exon. The coding region runs from base 34 to 384 and encodes 116 amino acids. Lineage: Eukaryota; Metazoa; Arthropoda; Insecta; Diptera; Drosophilidae.
UUUCACCCAGCAAAGCAAACUACCAAAGAGAAAAUGCGUUCCUUCAUUUUGAUUGCCCUCUUCGCCCUGAUCGCCCUGGCUGCUGCUCAAGGAGGACCACAAGGUGGACAGCAAGGUGGCCAAGGAGGACCUCAAAGUGGUCAGCAAGGAGGACCCCAGGGAGGCUCUCAGGGAGGACAACAAGGAGGACCACAGGGAGGUCAGCAAGGAGGACAACAGGGCGGCCAGCAGCAAGGAGGUCAGCAGCAAGGAGGUCCUGGCGGUCCAUGGGGUCCAUGGGGUCUGCCUCCGAAUGGAACUGAGCUCUCCAACAGCACCACAACCACGACCACUGAGGCUAGCACCACUGAAUCCAGCACCACUACUGAGGUUUCCUCAGCAUAGAAUGCUAGUAAACAACUCUAGAUUUUAAUCGAUCCUGUGACUUAUGACUUAUGUUCCUACUAAACUUGUGAUUCAUCAACUUCAAUAAUAUCCAAAGCGAAAAUGCCAAAA